Molecule: messenger RNA, 870 nt
Organism: Mixia osmundae IAM 14324
Lineage: Eukaryota; Fungi; Basidiomycota; Mixiomycetes; Mixiales; Mixiaceae
Exons: 5
Coding region: 1-870 (289 amino acids)
Biological process (GO): protein folding
Cellular component (GO): cytoplasm
Source: RefSeq, a predicted model, not a curated record
AUGGCCUUGCGAACAUCAGAUGAUACAGAGUUCAACGAUGCCCUGCGCAAACACGGCAUCUUACCGCCAAAACCUGUCGAGCCAGACUCGCCUCCAUUGCUCCCUUCGAGCCUCGAUGACCCGCUCGACGCUGAACGUACACUGUCGGACGACGAACUAGACGACCUCGAGCUGCCCAAUUCGGUGCUAGAGUCUUACAAGGCGUCGCGACUCAACGAGCUGCGAGCGCGAGAGGCCCGACAGAAUCGCUUUGGACGGAUCUAUCCGAUACAGAAAGCAGACUACUCCCGAGAGGUGACGCAAGCUAGCACAGAGCGGCUCGAUGGCCAGGCGAGCGAAGCCGAGGACGGGUCGGAUGAGCCUGAUACGCUCAAAUUUACGCCCGUCGUUUGCUUUCUCUACAAAGACUCUGUGGCAGAGUCGCGCAUGUUGGGCGCACAUCUUGCACGGCUUUCUGUGCUCUAUCCUGCCACCAAAUUCGUUAGCAUCAUUGGCGAUAUGUGUAUACCCAACUACCCUGACAAGAACAUACCUACAAUGAUCAUCUACCGAGGGGGUGAGCUCACAAGGCAGCCUCUCGUCGGGCUGGGACCUUCUAUCGGUCUCAAAGGCGUUCAAACGACACUAGAGGAUGUCGAAAAGCUACUCCUACAGUCUGGAGCACUGGAUCUAGCCCUCAAAGUAGAUAUCGGGCGACGGAAGCCCGAUGGCAAGGAUGACGACGAAGCCAAAUUGGGCGAUUUCGUGGAUGCUCACGACGAUUCUGACGAUGAUGAUGCGCAUCAGGAAGGCGGCAGAAUCAAUUCGGGUAGAUCGAGAAUACGAAACUGCAGGCCGCAGGGCGGCUCGGACGACGAUCUGGAUCUCUAG